Molecule: messenger RNA, 690 nt
Organism: Solanum lycopersicum (tomato)
Lineage: Eukaryota; Viridiplantae; Streptophyta; Magnoliopsida; Solanales; Solanaceae
Source: RefSeq, a predicted model, not a curated record
AUGGCCAUCGACACGAAUGUUCAUGAACUUCUGGUUAUUGGAGAUUCAAUAUUGUUGAUUCAGCAGUUUCAAAAAGAAAAAGCUGUGAAGUUUUUGAAGAUCACAUCAUGUAUCGAUGUUGUUGAAGCUGCAAAGCUUUUCAAACAGAUACAUGUUGGAGUUUGUGGAACGCACAUGAAUGGACACACUUUGGCAAGGAAGAUCGUUCAAUCAGGUUAUUUUUGGAUGACUAUGGAGCAUGAUUGUUGCAAAUUUUUGAAGAAAUAUCAUAAAUGUCAAGUGCACGGUGAUUUAAUCAGAGUGCCUCCUCACGAACUCAAUGCUAUGAGUUCACCUUGGCCGUUUGUAGCUUGGGGCAUGGAUGUUAUCGGUCGGAUAGAGCUAGCCGCUUCUAAUGGACACAAAUUUAUUUUGGUUUCCAUUAAGUACUUCACCAAGUGGGUGGAAACAGCUUCGUACAAGUCAGUGACCAAGAAAGUGAUAGCUGAUUUUGUUUGCAAUAAUCUGAUAUGCAUGUUUGGAGUACCAAAGUCCAUCAUUACUGAUAAUUGUGUCAAUCUCAAUAGUCACUUAAUGAGAGAUAUAUGUGAACAGUUCAAGAUUACUCAUCGAAACACAACCGUUUAUCGUCUUCAAAUGAAUGGAGCUGUAGAGGCUACCAAUAAGAACAUCAAGAAGAUUCUGAGGUAA